AUGGCGGAGUUUUUCCAGGAGCUGUUUUCCAGCAUCUUCACCCCCGGAGCAACGCCCACCCUCCUCAUCGCUACCAACGCUACCUUCGCCGCUCUCCAAGUCGUCUUCUUUGUUCUACUCGUGGCAACAUACAGCAUACACUUCCUCAUCCUCUCCUGCAUCAGCGGCGCGCUAUGGUACUCGAUAAAUUGGUUUGCGGAGGAGGUAAAGGCGGAAAAUGAGCGACAGAAGAAGCUCGCGGGGGUCAGGGAGAAAGAUGAUACGGGGUCGUCGACGGAUCUCAGUAGCUUACGCAUGAAGAAGGAGGCGUCGCCUGUUUCUCGUCUGUCGGGAGCCAUGUCCGAUUCAGCUGAGAGUGGAACCGAGACAGAGAGCAUACGUGCCGGCCAUAUCGGAACUCCGAAGGUAUCGGGUGCCUCUCCGUUGAGCGGCGGUACUGCUGUGAGGCGGACCACACCAUCUGCAUCAGGCGCCCAGGUAACACUGACGCCCGAGAGCAGCACUGACGAGCUCACGCUGCGAAAGCCAACUGGGGAUAGCUCUGGGUACAUCAGCACCGACAGCGAAUGGGAAAAGGUCGACGAUAAAGAUCGAUAG
This is a messenger RNA of Nannizzia gypsea CBS 118893, 597 nucleotides long. RefSeq lists its product as hypothetical. Gene Ontology annotation, biological process: vacuolar proton-transporting V-type ATPase complex assembly. Bases 1 to 597 code for a protein of 198 amino acids. Lineage: Eukaryota; Fungi; Ascomycota; Eurotiomycetes; Onygenales; Arthrodermataceae. Gene Ontology annotation, cellular component: endoplasmic reticulum membrane. The transcript has a single exon. The record is from RefSeq and is a predicted model, not a curated record.